Messenger RNA from Anopheles coluzzii, 3331 nucleotides. Its product is annotated as proteoglycan 4-like. Lineage: Eukaryota; Metazoa; Arthropoda; Insecta; Diptera; Culicidae. The record is from RefSeq and is a predicted model, not a curated record. The transcript is spliced from 2 exons. The coding region runs from base 295 to 2742 and encodes 815 amino acids.
UGCAAACGGUUCAUUUGAAAUACAAAACGAGCGCACCACAGCUGACUACACCUUGGGCGUCUGUUGGUAAACAAACAAGUGAACUGUCAAAUCGACUUCCGAUCGCAACGAGCGAGUGUGCAGUUGCGUGAGCGAUCACGAAUCUUUUAUUUGUGAUAAAGCUGCUUUCUUCGCAUAGGAACAGCAAACAAUUGUGAAUUUGGAAUGUGUGAACACCUCAUUUGGUGAAACGGAGCACGUUGACGAUAAAACCGUACGUUACACGCUUGUGUGUGUGUGCGCGAAAAGGACAAAAUGCCUCACGCUGAUUCAACAUCGCCGCGCACAGGGGGACGGGUAGAGGAGUGCGGUGGAGAACAUUCGGACGAAAAGGAUGAAGAAACUCCCUCGCCAUCCGGAUGGAAAAACGUUUCUGAAGACAGCAUCGAUGGCAGAAAGAAUGUAAGCAGCGCCUCGAAUAUAAACAACAGCAGCAGCAGUAGCAGCAUCUAUCACAAUGAAGAAUCUUUUGUCGACAAAAUUCGAUCCAACUUUUCGUGCAUGUUUUCAAAGCUGUUGCCGUUCCGUCUUUCAAAGGACGUCAUUGAAUCGUCGCAUAAUCAGCAGGAAGUGCGAAGACUAUCCCGCAGCCUUGCAACGCAAACGCCAGAAGACCUGGGGCAGGUGGUUCAACAUUCACAGAAUGUGCCCGAGUCGAAUGAGUUGAACAAUAACAAAAGCCUCCCCUGUGAGAUGGCCGCAAAACGGCGCCGACUGUGUGAAAGUGAAGAAAAAGCGUGCAACGUUCCCGAGCCACCGAAGACUUUGGGCCGAUUCAACACGGUGCCGGCUGUUCAAAAUCGUCGCCUUACCGGUUUUCUUGGUAACGCACACUAUCACAAAUGCAUGCAACAGAAACGGCACCAUGGUAAUGUACACAAGCCGCUCUUCGGUAGUUCACAUCUUCAAUCUACCAGGGGGAGAAACGAUUCCUUAGCUUCCUCCCAACGUCCAUCCUUCAAACCGUCCGUUACCGCUGUGGCGAAAUCGCUGACCACUGGUUAUAUUCCGCCAGAGUACGGAGGGUCACCGUUUUACGAAGGGUUCACCCGGUACGGUGGUGCAUCUGCCGCACAAAUGCUGGCCAGGUACGAUCCGAAUUUAACGGCAGUCACCACGCUGAUAAGAAGAAAAAUCCCAACAGAAAACGGAGUGGCCUCCACUUCCCGUGGCUCGACAGUUCCGUACCCUUCGCAAAGAAUACUUGCGAUAGUGGAUAAAUAUGCUACGAACAGGUCGGACCGCACAGCCCAUUCAAAGGCGACACUGCGUAAAUCACCGUCCCCUCCAAUGGUCCAAUCAAUGUGCGUGCAAAAGACGGAACGUUCUCAAGAGACAGUGCAGCAGCCGCAACGAUCACUGCCGCCGAUUGUUCCCUUGAUGGAGUACACGCUCCCGGUACAGCUCGGACUCCAACCUCCGGUGCCGAUCAGUCCUAUAGAGCGCAAAAAACAAAGCACACCGACCGGUGGCAAGCAGACAACGAAAAGAACACGGAUACAUGCAAAACCGGUAAAGGAACCCGAGCUGUCCAAGGUACAGCCGGUCCAGCUCCCAAACGUACAGCUACCCCCGCUGAUCAAAGGGUUGCCACAGUUUGAUAACAUCGUACCAUUAAAAGGUCGCACACUUCCGGUGGCCGAUAACGUGCAUGAGUUAAAAGCAAACGAAAGUGACAAAGAGACUAUCGUUCGAAAACAUGAUCGGAAAAAGACGCCAGGGAAAACAGAAAGUAGUACAGCCAGUACACUUCUGCGUGAAAUCAAUACGUUUGUAUUUGCACGACCACAGGUACUCGGAAGCUGGUCACCUCAGCUGCAGGAUGAUUCAUUUUCCGCUGCGACAAUGAAGUUUAAAUUUGCCGAACCAGAGCCGUUGCAUGAUGACCAACCGCCGGUACGAUCCUUCAAGGACCUGAUGGCUGAUUCCGUCAACAGAUGGGCAUGUGAGGUUUGUAUGGUACGAAACGAACCACACAAGAAAACCUGCGUCGCUUGUAACAGCUCUAUGCCGAUAUCUAAGGAAUCGAAACCGAAGGAGUCAAAAUCAUCGAAGGAGUCGAGAUCAUUGAAGGAGUCGAAACCGAGAGAAUCUAAAUCGAAGGAGUCGAAACCAAGAGAAUCUAAAUCGAAGGAGUCGAAAUCAAAAGAGUUGAAGUCUAAGGAGUCGAAAUCAAUAGAGUUGAAAUUGAAGAAGUCGGAAUCAAAAGAGUUGAAAUCGAAGGAAUCGAAACCGAAGGAAUCGAAACCGAAGGAAUCGAAAUCGAAGGAAUUGAAACCAAAGGAGUCGAAACCUAAAGAGUCAAAACCGAAGGAGUCGCAACCCAAAGAAUCAAAACCGAAAGAGUCAAAACCGAAGGAACCGAAACCGGAGGAACCGAAACCGGAGGAGUCAAAACCGAAGGAACCGAAACCGGAGGAACCGAAACCGGAGGAGCCGAAACCGGAGGAGGCGAAACAGCACCGCUGCUCGCGGAAUAAAGCGAACACCAGCAAAACUACGUCCAGCGUUACCACAAAUGACAGUGAACCGUCUAAGCGGUGGAAAUGCACGGCCUGCAAAGUGCGUAACGAACCGACCGUAUCGAUCUGUGUUUCCUGUGCCAAAAAGAAGUCAUCCAGCAGUAGCAGGACAGACGAUCGAAAAGAUCGUAGUCACAAGAAAGAAAGCAAACCACCAACUACAGAAAAAACCAAGCCGUAAAUGAGCGAUCAGGGGUGAAGUAUUGCAUUGCAUGGUUGCUGAAUUAUGUUGAAAACGUUUCAGCAGGACCUAAUUCUGAUAUAUGAUAUCUCAAUGUGAAAUACCAAGAUUUAGGACUCGAAAUUCAUUAAGUUUGCCAAGCUGACCGAUAGACCGAUCAGGAUAAUUUUUAUAUUUUAUGAGAGUUUAAAGCAACUAAUUUUGUUACUUGAAAUGUAUCCUUCGCCGAAGUACAAAAGACUUUGGGAUAAGAUAACCAAGCGUUUUCUUUUGAUAUGAACUUUUUCUUACAAUCGAUUUACAAUGAAAUGUAUUCAGGGACAUGAAUUUAAUGGAGGAUUUACUACAUCAACAACUCUUUAACAUACAAAAUUACGAACUACAUAGAACUACACGAAGCAUUAGGAGAAGGUAACCACGCAAUUUAUGUUGAUAUGAAAUAACUAUUUCUUGCAAUCGAUCUUGCAAAUUAAGGAAAUAACGCAAAUGAAUUGAAUGAAAGAUUUACUAUAUUUUCAACUCAAAAUGUAUGAAUUACAUGUACAACUUUCUGGGACUUUGAGUACACUAAUAAAACGUUCAGAACCUU